Messenger RNA from Scomber scombrus (Atlantic mackerel), 3942 nucleotides. RefSeq names its product Ca2+-dependent activator protein for secretion a (gene cadpsa). Gene Ontology annotation, cellular component: glutamatergic synapse. The record is from RefSeq and is a predicted model, not a curated record. Lineage: Eukaryota; Metazoa; Chordata; Actinopteri; Scombriformes; Scombridae. Gene Ontology annotation, biological process: synaptic vesicle exocytosis; dense core granule exocytosis; positive regulation of exocytosis.
AUGUUGGAUCCGUCUUCCAGCGAGGAGGAAGGGGAUGAGAUACUGGAGGUGGAGAGCAAAGAGGUGGCGGCUCCGAAGACCACCGGAGGAGCCCGGCUGUCACCGGGCCGAGCAGCCGACGGCGGCGCAGGGCUCCAGCCCCGGGGCCGCGGGACCGGCGGUGGCCGACCCUCCAGCCCCAGUCCGUCGGUGGGCAGCGACAAGGAGAAAGAAGACCUGGAGAAGAUGCAGAGGGAGGAGGAGGAGAAAAAAAAGAGACUCCAGCUGUAUGUGUUUGUGAUGCGCUGCAUCGCUUAUCCGUUCAACGCAAAGCAACCAACUGAUAUGGCCAGAAGGCAACAGAAGAUCAGUAAGCAGCAUCUGCAGACAGUCAAAGAGCGUUUCCAGCAGUUCCUCAAUGGAGAAACUCAGAUUGUGGCAGAUGAGGCGUUCAUCAAUGCUGUCCAGAGCUACUACGAGGUCUUCCUGAGAAGUGACCGUGUGUCUCGGAUGGUGCAGAGCGGCGGCUGCUCAGCCAGCGACUCUCGGGAGGUUUUUAAGAAGCACAUAGAGAAGCGGGUGCGCAGUCUACCUGAGAUUGACGGCCUGAGCAAAGAGACGGUGCUGAGCUCGUGGAUCGCCAAGUUUGACACCAUCUACCGUGGUGAAGAGGACCCCAGGAAACAUCAACAGAGAAUGACAGCCAGCGCCGCCUCUGAGCUCAUCCUCAGCAAAGACCAACUCUACGAGAUGUUUCAGCAGAUCCUGGGAAUCAAGAAGUUUGAGCAUCAGCUCCUCUAUAACGCCUGCCAGCUGGACAACCCUGAUGAACAGGCAGCCCAGAUCAGAAGAGAGCUCGAUGGACGACUGCAAAUGGCCGACCAGAUCACCCGGCAGCUGGGUGGAAGGUUCCCCAGGUUUUCCUCCAGAGAGAUGGAGGCCAUGUUCAUCGAGGAGCUGCGAUCUUCUGUCAACCUGCUGAUGGCUAACCUGGAAAGCAUGCCGGUGUCCAAAGGAGGAGAGUUCAAACUGCAGAAGCUGAAACGAGGCCACAACACCUCCAUCAUGGACAUGGGCCAGGAGGAUGAGAACACCCUGUCCAAAUCUGACGUGGUGCUGUCUUUCACCCUGGAGGUGGUGAUCAUGGAGGUCCACGGUCUGAAGUCGUUGGCUCCAAACAGGAUUGUUUACUGCACUAUGGAAGUGGAGGGAGGACACAAGCUGCAGACGGACCAGGCGGAGGCGUCAAAACCCACUUGGGGCACCCAGGGAGACUUCACCACCACCCAGCCAUUACCUGCUGUGAAGGUGAAGCUGUUCACUGAGAGCACAGGAGUGUUGGCUCUGGAGGACAAAGAGCUGGGGAGGGUCGUGCUUCACCCCCUCCCAACAGCCCCAAGCACGUCCGAGCUCCAUAAGAUGACAGUAUCUAAAGGCUGCCCAGACAGUGACCUCAAGAUCAAACUGGCCAUACGCAUGGACAAACCACAGAACAUGAAACACAGCAGGUACUUGUGGGCUAUCGGCAAAAAUGUGUGGAAAAGAUGGAAGAAAAGAUUCUUUGUGCUAGUUCAGGUGAGUCAGUACACCUUCGCCAUGUGCAGCUACAGAGAGAAGAAGGCGGAGCCUGUGGAGCUCCUCCAGCUGGAUGGCUACACUGUGGACUACACUGACCCCCAACCAGGCCUAGACGGCGGUCGGACGUUCUUCAAUGCUGUGAAAGAGGGCGACACUGUGAUCUUUGCCAGUGAUGAUGAGCAGGACCGGAUCCUAUGGGUGCAGGCUAUGUACCGGGCCACCGGCCAGUCACACAAGCCAGUUCCUCCCACCCAAGUCCAGAAACUCAACUCUAGGGGGGGCACAGCACCACAGCUGGACGCACCCAUAUCUCAGUUCUACGCUGAUCGGGCCCAGAAGCAUGGUAUGGAUGAGUUUAUUUCAGCCAACCCCUGUAACUUUGACCACGCCUCGCUCUUUGAGCUUGUACAGCGCCUCACCUUGGACCACAGACUCAACGACUCUUACUCCUGCCUGGGCUGGUUCAGUCCUGGUCAGGUGUUCGUCUUGGACGAGUACUGCGCUCGCUACGGCGUUCGGGGCUGCCAUCGACAUUUAUGUUACCUGAGUGAUCUGCUGGUGAGGGCAGAGAAUGGCGCCAUGAUCGACCCCACCCUGCUGCACUACAGCUUCGCCUUCUGUGCCUCCCACGUCCACGGAAACAGGCCUGAUGGUAUUGGCACUGUAACCGUGGAGGAGAAGGAGCGCUUCGAGGAGAUCAAGGAGAGGCUCCGGGUGCUUCUGGAAAACCAGAUUACACACUUCAGGUACUGCUUUCCUUUUGGACGGCCAGAGGGAGCACUGAAAGCAACUCUGUCCUUGCUUGAAAGAGUUCUCAUGAAAGAUAUUAUAACCCCAGUCCCACAAGAGGAAGUCAAGGCUGUGAUCCGUAAGUGUCUGGAGCAAGCAGCUCUCGUCAACUACCAACGCCUGUCAGAGUACGCCAAACUGGAAGAUAAUAAGAUGGAUGUUGAGAAUGUAGGGCGGUUAGUCACCCCUGCCAAAAAACUGGAGGACACCAUUCGCCUGGCGGAGCUGGUGAUUGAGGUGCUACAGCAGAAUGAGGAACAUCAUGCUGAGGGAAAAGAGGCCUUUGCAUGGUGGUCAGACCUGAUGGUGGAACACGCCGAGACCUUCCUGUGUCUCUACUCGGCCGACAUGGACGCAGCUCUUGAAGUUCAGCCGCCCGACAGCUGGGAUAGUUUCCCCCUCUUCCAGUUGCUCAACGACUUCUUGAGGAUAGACUAUAACCUGUGCAACGGGAAGUUCCACAAACACCUACAGGACCUGUAUGCCCCCCUGGUGGUGCGGUAUGUGGACCUGAUGGAGUCCUCUAUUGCACAGUCUAUUCACAGAGGCUUUGAAAGAGAAUCUUGGGAACCUGUCAAGAGUAUAACAAGCACUCUGCCCAUUGUCAACCUCCAAAUGCCCAAAGUACCAAAUCUAACAGUGCCAAGUGUUAACCUCCCACAAAUGCCCAGCUUUUCUCCACCCAACUGGAUGACUGCUAAUAAUGACUCAAAUAAUGGCUCAGGGACAUCAGAAGAUCUCUUCUGGAAGUUGGAUGCUCUGCAGACCUUCAUCAAAGAUCUGCACUGGCCAGAGGAGGAGUUUGGCAAACACCUGGAGACCCGGCUGAAGCUGAUGUCCAGUGAUAUGAUUGAAUCAUGUGUAAAACGGACACGGGUGGCUUUUGAGGUGAAGCUUCAGAAGAGCAGCCGGGCUACAGACUUCCGCGUGCCGCAGUCCAUCUGCACCAUGUUCAAUGUCAUGGUGGAUGCCAAGGUCCAGUCUGCCAAACUGUGUGCCAUGGACCUGGGACAGGAGAGACAAUACCAUUCCCAAAUUGACAAUCUCAUUGAGGAGACGGUGAAGGAAAUGAUCACUCUGCUGGUAGCGAAGUUUGUGGUCAUUCUAGAGAGCGUGUUGGCCAAACUGUCCAGAUACGAUGAAGGAACACUCUUCUCUUCCUUCCUAUCUUUCACAGUGAAAGCUGCCUCAAAGUAUGUGGAUGUACCUAAGCCGGGGAUGGACGUGGCUGAUGGUUACGUGACUUUUGUCCGUCACUCUCAGGACAUGCUGCGGGAUAAGGUCAACGAGGAGGUGUACGUAGAGAGAUUAUUUGAUCAAUGGUACACCAGCACUAUGAAUCUUCUAGGAACAUGGCUCACUGACCGUAUGGACCUGCAGCUUCAUGUCUAUCAGCUGAAGAUUCUCAUCAGGGUCGUCAAGAAAAAGUACCGUGACUUCCGCCUUCAAGGGGUAUUGGACUCCACAUUAAACAGUAAGAUGUAUGAAACCGUGAGAAAUCGACUGACCUUGGAAGAAGCCACAGCCUCAGUGAGGGAAGGAGGGAUGCAAGGCAUUUCCAUGAGGGAUAGCGAUGAAGAGGACAACGGUAACUAG